AUGAAGUCUUCACUUCUGCUGCUCUCUGGCGCCUCGAUCGCCGCGGCCCUCCCCAAGGUCGACAUCGUUGUCGAGACUGACGUUGUCUACUACACUGUCACCCAAGAAGUCGUCCAGACCGUCCCCGCCGGGAACCAUCUCAAUGCCAACCUCCACCUGGCUCAGACUUCAGUGACGCCAACCACCUCCACCGUCAUCCCAGUGGUUACGGUCACUAUUGACGCCGACCUUGCCCCGGCCCCGGCCACCACCAGCACCAGCUCCAAGGUUGCUACUCCAUCGGCUCCUGCACAAGAUGCUUCUGCUGCUAAGCCCUCCGACCUGGCCAGCACUGCCGUUUAUCACCACAACAUCCACCGCUCAAACAACUCUGCGCCUGCAAUGACUUGGGGUAGCACCUACGCCGGCUAUGCCGCAACUGUUGCUGCGUCUUGCAAGUUUGCGCAUGACCUUACCCCCGGCGGCGGUGGUUACGGUCAAAACAUUGCCAUGUAUGCAUCUACUGAUGCUUCCUCCUUGACAGAGGAGACUGUCAUUGCCCAGGCCAUCACGGAAAUGUGGUACAACGGCGAGCUCGAUCUUUACCCUUCCAGUGCCUACGGUCAGGCCAACCCUGACUUCGCCGACUUCGAGGCAUGGGGUCACUACUCUCAGAUCGUCUGGGUCGGCUCCACACAGGUCGGCUGUGCUGCCCAGUACUGUGCCCCUGGCAAGAUGAACCCUAGCAUGGGUGCUUGGUACAGCGUCUGCAACUACUUCCCUGCCGGAAACGUCAACGGUGCUUAUGGCAAGAACGUGUUGCCGCCCAUCAAGCAGGCCACUGUCAACGUCAAUGUCGCGGCUUAA
Diaporthe citri is the source of this 846-nucleotide messenger RNA. RefSeq lists its product as uncharacterized. NCBI's taxonomy places the organism in Eukaryota, Fungi, Ascomycota, Sordariomycetes, Diaporthales, Diaporthaceae. Gene Ontology annotation, cellular component: extracellular region. Bases 1 to 846 code for a protein of 281 amino acids. The record is from RefSeq and is a predicted model, not a curated record. The transcript is spliced from 3 exons.